Molecule: messenger RNA, 834 nt
Organism: Acipenser ruthenus (sterlet)
Lineage: Eukaryota; Metazoa; Chordata; Actinopteri; Acipenseriformes; Acipenseridae
Gene: plgrkt
Product: plasminogen receptor, C-terminal lysine transmembrane protein
Exons: 5
Coding region: 154-597 (147 amino acids)
Biological process (GO): positive regulation of plasminogen activation
Cellular component (GO): plasma membrane
Source: RefSeq, a predicted model, not a curated record
AUGGGUUUUAACUCCGUGUAAGUUUUGCCUAAGCCACCUCCUAAGUUUACGUAGCCGUAGCAGUGUUUUCUGAACUCAGCUCUCGUACAAACAAGGUAUUUUAAUACAGAAUUGUUUUUUUUUUGGUAGACAUUCGCCAGAAAACGGAGUAAAAUGGGUUUUUUUAUUUCCAAAUCCUUGGAUCAAAACAUGAAGAAACAGCAAGAGUUUAUGCUGAUGAAUUCUCGACUUCAGCUGGAAAGACAGAUCCUGAUGCAGAAUCAGAUGCGAGAGAGACAGGUGGCAAUGCAGAUUGCAUGGUCCAGAGAAUUCCUGAAGUACUAUGGGGCUUUUUUUGGAAUCGCAGCUGCUGGAUGUAUUGUAGGUGCUAUGAAAAAGAGAAAACCUCAAAUCUUCCUGCCUAUAGUUCCGCUAAGCAUUGUUUUAGUAUACCAGCUGGACCUGGGCUAUGGAACGUUAGCAACCAGAAUGAAAGCUGAGGCAGAGACCAUACUGGAGAAUGAGAGCGAGAGGCUGGCGCUGCCAUACGGACCCCCCACCUUUGAGAGCAUUGAGAAAGCUAGACGAGCCCAAAGCACAUUUUUUAUUGAAAAAUAGCUGCCGUAACAACACAAUAAUUUCUCAGUGUAAUCUUUUACCGUGUGGCUUAUAAUUUGUGUCUUUUUAAUUGGGAAAAAAAAUAAUAAAUUGUUAUACCAAUUUAAAAAAAGACUAUAAUAAUGAAAUGUCUUGAGUGGUCUACAAAGGUAUUAUUCUGACUUGUAAAUACUUGAGAUGGAUUGUGUUGAACCUCAUGUUUGUAUUACUCACUGAAAUAAAGAUGUUCUAACCUGA